AUGAUGAAGGGGAAAAAUGCAAGUUCUGAAGGCUACUUUAUUCUACUUGGUUUUUCACAUUGGCCUCAUCUGGAAGUAGUUCUCUUUGUGCUUAUCUUGAUGUUCUACUUGAUGACAUUGAUAGGCAACCUCUUUAUCAUUGUCUUGUCAUACCUGGAUGCCCAUCUCCACACUCCCAUGUACUUCUUCCUCUCAAACCUCUCUUUUCUGGAUCUCUGCUACACCACCAGCUCCAUCCCUCAGUUGCUGGUCAAUCUCUGGGGCCCAGAAAAGACCAUCUCUUAUGCCGGUUGCAUGAUUCAACUUUACUUUGCCCUUGCACUGGGAACCACAGAGUGUGUCCUCCUGGUGGUCAUGUCCUAUGACCGUUAUGCAGCUGUCUGUAGACCCUUACAUUACACCGUGCUCAUGAACCCUCGUUUCUGCCACCUGUUGGCUGUGGCUUCCUGGGUCAGUGGCUUUACCAACUCAGCACUUCAUUCCUCCUUUACCUUCUGGGUCCCCCUCUGUGGACAUCACCAAGUGGACCAUUUCUUCUGUGAAGUUCCAGCACUGCUGCGAUUAUCAUGUGUUGAUACCCUUGCUAAUGAACUGACCCUCCUGAUCACAAGCUCCAUUUUUGUUUUCAUACCACUCAUCCUGAUUCUCACCUCAUAUGUUACCAUUGCCCGUACUGUGCUGAGGUUGCAGUCAUCAACCAGACUUCAGAGACUCUUUGGAACAUGCGGAGCCCAUCUUAUGGUUGUGUCCCUCUUUUUCAUUCCAAUCUUGUGCAUAUAUCUGCAGCCACCAUCAGGAAGUUCUCAAGAACAAGGCAAGUUCAUUGCCCUUUUUUAUACUGUUGUCACACCUAGCCUCAACCCUCUAAUAUACACUCUCAGAAACAAAGAUGUAAGAGGGGCAUUAAGGAGACUAGUGGGACAGGAGAGGCCUGUGCACUCAUGA
This is a messenger RNA of Prionailurus viverrinus (fishing cat), 945 nucleotides long. RefSeq names its product olfactory receptor 2J3-like. NCBI's taxonomy places the organism in Eukaryota, Metazoa, Chordata, Mammalia, Carnivora, Felidae. Bases 1 to 945 code for a protein of 314 amino acids. The record is from RefSeq and is a predicted model, not a curated record. Gene Ontology annotation, cellular component: membrane. The transcript has a single exon. Gene Ontology annotation, molecular function: olfactory receptor activity; G protein-coupled receptor activity. Gene Ontology annotation, biological process: G protein-coupled receptor signaling pathway.